GGGAUGGGGCUGUUUGCGAAAAAGGCUAUUCCCAUGGGGAGUGUCGUGUUCAGUGAGCAGGUCAUGUGUGUGCGCGCUGAGGAUAUGCAGAGUUGUCGGGAUCCGUGGGAUAGUGAGGUUUUGUUGGACAGUUUGGCUAGGGAUAUGGGGUAUGAGUGGCAUGAGAAGUUUUUGGAGCUGGGUGGUGGUGGAGAGAGGCCUGGGGGUCGGUGCGUGAAGAUCUGGAGCAAGUAUUAUCUGACGGCGAAGUCGGAUGAUAAGGAUGCGAGCGUUCUGGGGCUGGGCCUCGCGUGGCUGAACCAUUCGUGCGUGCCGAACUGUACCCUGACGCUGGUCAAGAGGCAUCCGUAUAAAGGCAGUGCGAGGGCGGCGGUGGCGGCCGGGGGCGAGUUUCUGAUGCCCGAAGAGCCGGUGGUGACGUGUGCAGUGGUGAAAGCCAUGAAGAAUAUCGAGAAGGACGAAGAGAUCACGAUUUCCUACUUGCCGCUCCAUGGCGUGUUUGUGCAGAGGCAGAUGAUGUGUCUUGCAAGGGUCAAUUUCUCCUGCGCAUGCCACUAUUGUUCCAAGCCGAGCGCCUUCGUUGAACAGACAUACGAGAAGCAGAACGAUGUUGAUCUGUUGAUGAAUUGCCCUCAUGUCCUCGAGCGCCGACCAGCGUUGGUCUUCUACGCCGCCUGCGACCUCCUGGACCGUCUCGUCGUGCUGGAGUACAAUUCCCUCCGCAUCGCGCAUACCUGGGCGCACAUAGCCAUCAUUGCCGGGUUCCAUUCAGACAUUGCACGCGCCGUCACCUUUCUGGAUAAGGCGAUAGCAAGCAUUCGAGCUUUGCGUCCAGCCCAGGACCUGUUUCGGCGAAAAUAUACGCGCUGGCGACAUAACCUUGAAGAGAUGCCGGGAUUCGGAACCUCAUCCUGGGGCAUGUCAACCGAAGGACAAGGGGAAGAGCUCAACUUGUUCGAGGAGGCCGAUCUCCAAGCCAUGACUCUUGCUAAGCCGAACGAAUACCUGCGCGUGGGACAAUACCGGCGCCUCACCGAC
This is a messenger RNA of Aspergillus steynii IBT 23096, 1038 nucleotides long. RefSeq names its product SET domain-containing protein. Gene Ontology annotation, molecular function: protein binding. The record is from RefSeq and is a predicted model, not a curated record. The annotation marks the transcript as partial. Gene Ontology annotation, cellular component: nucleus. The transcript is spliced from 2 exons. NCBI's taxonomy places the organism in Eukaryota, Fungi, Ascomycota, Eurotiomycetes, Eurotiales, Aspergillaceae.